Molecule: messenger RNA, 3927 nt
Organism: Alligator sinensis (Chinese alligator)
Lineage: Eukaryota; Metazoa; Chordata; Crocodylia; Alligatoridae
Gene: SLC44A1
Product: solute carrier family 44 member 1
Exons: 16
Coding region: 16-1968 (650 amino acids)
Biological process (GO): choline transport; transmembrane transport
Cellular component (GO): plasma membrane
Molecular function (GO): choline transmembrane transporter activity
Source: RefSeq, a predicted model, not a curated record
CCAUGCUGCCAGGCGAUGCCUCAGCUUGGGAGCUCCAAACGAGAAUGGAAACCUCUGGAGGAUCGCUGCUGCACAGAUAUACCAUGGCUGCUGCUGUUCAUCCUCUUCUGUCUUGGAAUGGGGUUAAUUUGUGGCUUUUCAAUAGCCACUGGAGCAGCUGCAAGAUUGGUUUCAGGAUAUGACAGUUAUGGAAAUAUCUGUGGACAGAAAAAUGUAAAAGUGGAUGGAAUAAUGAACAGUGGUUUAGAUCUGACACAAAAAAAGUAUGUGUUCUUUCUGGAUCCAUGCAAUGUAGACCUGGUACAUCGGAGGAUCAAGUCAAUUGCUCUAUGUGUUGCAGCUUGUCCAAGGAAAGAGCUCAGAACUCUGGCUGAUGUUCAGAAAUUUGCAGAAACUAAUGGAUCAACUUUAUGUAGCUAUGGCCUACAGCCAUCUGAGUACACUUCAGAUCCCAAAGCCUCUGAGUUGUGUCCUAAGCUCCCAGUUCCAGAGAGUGCACCUAUUCCAUUCUUCCAUCGCUGUGCUCCUGUGAACAUUUCCUGCUAUGCCAAGUUUGCAGAGGCCCUGAUCACCUUUGUCAGUGACAGUAGUGUCUUACACAGGCUGAUUAGUGGAGUUAUGACCAGCAAAGAGAUUAUAAUGGGACUUUGCUUGUUAUCACUAGUGCUGUCCAUGAUUUUGAUGGUCAUAAUCAGGUACAUUUCAAGAGUACUUGUUUGGAUCUUAACAAUUCUUGUCAUUCUGGGAUCACUUGGUGGCACAGGCGUACUCUGGUGGCUGUAUGCUCAGCAAAAAACAUCCAUCAGUGAAACCCUCACAGCUGAUGAGCUUCAAAUAGCUAAAGACAAUCUUCAGGCUCUCCUGGUCUAUGCCAUUUCAGCUACGGUCUUCACAGUUAUCCUGUUCUUGAUAAUGAUAGUCAUGCGCAAGCGAGUAGCUCUCACCAUUGCCUUGUUCCACGUGGCUGGCAAGGUCUUCAUCCACCUGCCGCUGCUAGUCUUCCAGCCAUUCUGGACUUUCCUUGCGCUCAUCCUGUUUUGGGCCUACUGGAUCAUGGUCCUGCUGUUCCUUGGCACUACAGGUAGCCCUGUCUCCAAUGAACAAGGAUUUGUGGAGUUCCGGGUUUCGGGCCCUCUGAGAUACAUGUGGUGGUACCAUGUAGUGGGGCUGAUCUGGAUCAGCGAGUUCAUCCUUGCCUGUCAACAAAUGACUGUGGCAGGGGCUGUUGUGACGUACUAUUUUACAAGGGAGAAAAGGAAUCUGCCAUUUACUCCUAUUUUGGCAUCAGUAAAUCGUCUGGUGUGUUAUCACCUGGGAACAGUGGCAAAAGGUUCCUUCAUUAUCACAUUAGUGAAGAUACCACGAAUGAUCCUUAUGUAUAUUCACACCCAACUCAAAGGAAAAGAAAAUGCUUGUGCUCGCUGUAUGCUGAAAGCCUGCAUCUGCUGCCUUUGGUGCCUAGAAAAGUGCCUGACUUACUUAAAUCAGAAUGCAUAUACAGCCACAGCUAUCAACAGCACCAACUUCUGCACCUCUGCAAAGGACGCAUUUGUCAUUCUAGUGGAGAAUGCUUUGCGAGUGGCUGCCAUAAACACAGUGGGAGACUUCAUGCUCUUCCUAGGAAAGGUCCUGAUUGUCUGCAGCACAGGUUUGGCAGGGAUUAUGUUGCUGAACUACCAGCGGGAUUACACAGUGUGGGUGCUGCCUCUCAUCAUUGUCUGCCUCUUUGCUUUCCUGGUUGCUCACUGCUUCCUGUCAAUCUAUGAGAUGGUGGUGGAUGUUCUCUUCUUAUGUUUUGCAAUUGAUACAAAAUACAAUGAUGGAAGCCCUGGCAGGGAAUUCUACAUGGACAAAGUUCUCAUGGAGUUUGUGGAGAACAGUAGAAAAUCAAUGAAAGAAGCUGGCAGGGGAGGUGGAGCUGACGGUAGAGAGCUGAAACCAAUGGCCUCUGGAGCAAGUUCAUCUUGAAACUAGCCAGCCAUUAUGGAACCCAUUGACAUUCCAAAACAAUAUUUAUAUAAGCAGCCAAAAUCAGAGAAAAGGAACAGGGAUUUAAUACUUUUUUUAACAGUUAUUUUUGUGAAACAUGUACUCUUUUCAUAUACGGGUGGCUUUUAAGAGCAACUAUCAUUGUUCCAUUUUUAUUUUUUUAAGUAAUUGUGGUCACAGAAAUAUGAAGAAUCUUACUUGAUUGACAUUUUAUAAUCUGGAAAACGAAUCAUUGGCUCAGAGUAUCAUGUAUCAGACUAUUUCCCUCAAAAUUAUCAAAGCAAUAUAGGGCAGGCCAUUUAGAAUUUGAUAUGAAAUUCAAACAAAAUUAUAGGGAAAUACUUCAAAUAAGAUAGAAUUUUAGAAGGGGUUUUAGUAAGAGCUGUCAAACCUUGUUUGUAGUUCAUCAUUUUACUUUACGACUCUGGGGCGUAGUAGGUUACACGUUCAGUUUUGUUUCGAAGUUUCGGAUGAUAUCAAAAUAACCAACUCCUCAGGUAUUCAGAUGUUGUGGGCACCCCUGCAUCUUUUGUGAAAGAGAAACUAGAAAAUGGGAAAGGAUCAAUUUAUAUGCAACUUCUUCCUGUUUUACAUUAUUCCCUGACCCUCCCCUUGAGUUCCUUUGCACUUCAGCAAUGCUCCUUUGAAGGGUAUGAACUCUCCAAAGGAGCAGCUGAACAACCUGCUCUUUAAUGCUCAGCCUUAGCCCUACUCACCAAUUCGGGAUUAAAUGGAAGGAUGCUGGGGAGUGGGGACAGAAACAAACUAUACAAAACUGUACUGUAAGUUUUAUUUUCUUAACUCCAGAGAGAUUUGGGAAGUGCAAGUGUAAAUGGCCAAUCCUUGGCUGUUGUCUCAUCCAUAUUUGUACGUACUGUAGCAGGCGGGUAAACCAGGAAAGGGCAGCUAGGUGCUUCUUUGGAAGUAUCACUGCCAUGGGAUCAAAGUGAUCAAAUGUUCAAAAGAGAACUUUUUUCAUUCCUUAAGCUUACCAGAUAUGAAUGCUAAUAUUUCAUUGUUCAGCUUCUUGUAAUGGUAAAUGCUUAAAGUGUAUUUGCUAAGAAAUCAUGAUCUGUCUAUGCGAUAUACUCCUUUUGUUACAAUUUUUUAAGAAAACUAUUUUUGUUAAUGUAAAGUUAAUAUUUCAGAGCAGAAUUUUUAAACUUAUUGCACUAAAUACAAAGCUCUGUAAGAAGAAAUAAUGCCUCAAUGGUUUGUUCACUCCAUACAAGAAAAUCUUUUGAAAGAUAGCAGCCCUUCUGGAUAGGCUUUGCCAAUGGAUUAGAGGUGGGUGGGUAUGUAUGUGUGUGUGUGUGGAGGAGCAUACAAUUAAUGUCACCAUGGUUUUAAGCUGUUUGCUUAUGUGCUUCCUUUCAAAGGAUCAGACCUUUAAAUUGCUGGCAAAAGUCAAAUGGUCACCUGUAUCUUUUUUAAUCAGUGCUCUUAACUACUGGUGAUAACUAAACACUUCGGUUUUGUUCCCAAGUCAUUUGAUACUGUCAUUUUUUCACAUCUCUUGCAAUAAAUCAGAAUUACUCUUCUCAUAUCUCAGAAACCAAACAGGAUGAAAAGUCAAUUUAGAAAGUAGCUGCUUGGGGAGACAGGGAGUACUAGCUUGGGCUUCAAUCCUGCAGACACUUAUAUACCAGCUUAACUCAAUGUGGUUCCAUUGACUUCAAUAGAACUGCUCACACUGGCAAAGUUAUGCCUGUGUAAGUAUUAACCAGGUCAGAGGUUUAGUCUAGGAUUCCAGUGGGAGCAUUGAGCAGGUCUCAUUUAAUAUGAGCUAGCUGUCUGCUAGGAUAUCUAGAAGGUAGAUAAACCUUUGUGCACAGAAGGAAUUGUUGCUGUAGCAGUAAGCAAAAGCACAAUGGCUCUGCUGCAGCUCUGCAUUUUGGACACUAAAUAGAUCAGUGUGGUUUGCCAAUGCAAGUUAAG